CUCCCAUUGACGUAGACUGGCGAAAUCGAAAGUACAAAUGGAAUUUAGGGAAGGUGCCGCUGGAUCGGUUUGUGUUUUUUGCAGACCGUGAAGUUAUAGUUAGAAUAUUCACUUAUUCUCCAUAAACUCCUUAAAGAUUGACAGGAAUUCAGUUCUGGUGUGUUUUCUCGCCAUGUCUCUCCCCCAGCUCCUGGUUUCUGCCCUGGUUUUUUGCAUAGGAGAAGCCUUGGAGGACAUUGGGUCGCUUAAGAUCCAAGCCAUUUUUGGAGAAAUGGUGAUCCUGCCCUGCAACGUCAGCGUUGAGUCUGACGUCCCAUCGGUGGAGUGGUCAAAGGAGAACCUGAAUCCGCCCAUCGUCUUCCUGUAUCGGGGCUGUGAGACCUUCGAGGAGCAGAAUCCGACUUUCCAAUUCAGGACAAACCUCUUCUUGAAGGAACUGAAAGAGGGGAACCUAUCGCUGAGGCUUUCCAACGUGCAGCUGUCGGAUAAGGGAAAAUACAAAUGCAAGACGAUUAAGAGUAGACCCCUGGAGGUGGCUUCCAUAGAUCUGUCUGUGGGUGCAGUUUCUGAGCCAAAGCUCUCAGUAGUUUCAUCUGAAAGUGGGAAUGUGACUCUGCAGUGUGAGGCCGAUUGCUGGUUCCCGGAGCCUGAGAUGACAUUUCUUACCGCUCAGGGAAACAUCACCAAUGCUCAAAACACAAAGGCUCCUUUUGACUCCAGGAGGCUUUGUUUCAACGUCACAAAGAGGGUGACAGUGCAGGCUGGCGAGAGGGUCACCUGCCGAGUUCACCAGGAUGAAAUAAACCAGACGAGACACACACAUAUUCACACACCAGGUGGACCCGAGACAUCCUGCACUCUAUACAUCAUCAUUGCUGUUAUAUUACCUGUAAUUGUAUGUGCGGUAUUUGCCUGCCUAUGGAGGCGAUGUGUCCCCUGUGCAGUGAAGGAUCAAAAGUGUUUACCAUGUAAGCAAUACACCAGGGUGCCAAUCACAGCAGAAGGUCACAACAAGGAAAAAGAGACUGACUCCAAACUGCAUGAGCUUCAGAGGAAAAUCCGUGACCUGGAGUCCACACUUCUCCACAAAGACGAGCAGAUCUGCAGUCUAAAUAAAGAACUGGAUGACUUGAGAUCCAAACAGUGCAGUCUCGUGGAUCUUCAUGGCCAGCCUACGAUUAUGAACGGUCCCUCUCAUUCUUCCCCAGAUGUCUCAAAACCCCUGAAACCUCCAGGGCCCUUUCCCCACGACGACGAUCCAAAACCAACAGCUUCAACCAACAACAACUGUCAAAAAACGAACCAAAACUCAAAACCAACACAAAGCCUUGGGUUCCCACGGAUCCAAAAAGGCACUGGCACCCACAGCAGUCCUGCUCUUCUGACCAGAAGUGAUAGAGUUUCACCCAGAUCUCCUUCAGCCUCCUCUUCCUGGCAGGUUGAGCGUUCUCAGAGCAUGUCCGAGUCUGGAUCACGUUCAAAACGUGCCAAACAUCCACGUAGAAACACCAACUCCUACGCUUCACCGUCCAGCAACCGCUUCUUUCCUCUGGCAAAUCUACCUGAAUAGGAUUCCAUGAUGCUGCUUAAAUGAGAGCUGGGCGGGGGUGUCUUUGUUUUUGUUUAGCAUAGGAAGACAUCAAAAUACAGAGGUCCGAGAGAGAGGAAGGACUCAUGAUUUCACUUAGGCCAAAGUAUAUUUAAAUUACCCAAAAUGAAAGGUACCUAUUAUUCAUCUCUAAAAUAAUUUGGCUAAAUUAUAUUACUAAUAUGCUUACAACCUUUUAAUGCAGAACUAACUUUGAUAUACUUUGUAGACUACCAAGUGCCAUAGUUCAUGCCAAUAAAUCAUGUUUUCUGUCUGUAAAUAUGGAGGUUUUCUAAAGUAAGAAAACCACAGAAAAAUGUCCAAAUUGUAGUAGAAUAGAAGUGUAAUGUUAUUUAAUUUGGAAAUACUCAAUUAAAUAAUGGUAUUGGUAAAUGUGUGCUUGAGUAAAAGUAGUGGGGUUUGGUACGAGUUAGCUAUCAUCGCUGUUUACACAUCGCUGUUUACAAGUCGCUGUUUACACAUCGCUGUUUACAGGAGUCAUUUUAAGGGUUAGGGUUACUCAGGAGUUGCCACUCUACGACCUGAAGAUAAAGUGCACCCCCCCUGUGGCAGACCUUACAGCCACAGUGUGUUUACUGAACCAUCCUGCUUAGCAUCCUUUGUAAUGGGUUGUCAGAAACUCCUUUUUGAAUGCUUCAAAACAAGUUGCUUUUCCUUUUUAAUGCUAUUUUUUUUUGCACCUUUGUACUUUCAUACACUAAAAAAAUCCCUUUCUUUUCAGACUAUUUAAUCUUGAAUGAGCUAUCCUGUUUAAUGUGGUUUAUUUUAAAGUGUGUGUGUGUGUGUGUGUGUGUGUGUGUGUGUGUGUGUGUGUGUGUGUGUGUGUGUGUGUGUGUGUGUGUGUGUGUGUGUGUGUGUGUGUGUGUGUGUGUGUGUGUGUGUGUGUGUGUGCGCGUGCAUUACGCAGAGGGUUGUAGCAUGUCCUCUGGAGACAACAGACUGCAGGCAUACAAUAAAAUGAAUGUUUUCACA
Molecule: messenger RNA, 2581 nt
Organism: Eleginops maclovinus (Patagonian blennie)
Lineage: Eukaryota; Metazoa; Chordata; Actinopteri; Perciformes; Eleginopidae
Product: CD276 antigen homolog
Exons: 6
Coding region: 173-1570 (465 amino acids)
Biological process (GO): T cell receptor signaling pathway; regulation of cytokine production
Cellular component (GO): external side of plasma membrane
Molecular function (GO): signaling receptor binding
Source: RefSeq, a predicted model, not a curated record